GUGCCUCCUUAGUAUUAAACAGAUGGCAGUAGAAAUCCACUCACUUACCGUUACACCAUUGGAAUGGUUGCAUGAAAUUUGAUUCCUGGGCCAGCAGCUAUAAAUUCAGACCCUUUUAAGAAGAAGGCUGAGCCUGAAUGGAGAGCAAAGUCUUGGGUUGGUGGUUGUUGCCUGGGAUCAGUCACUGUGUGCUGAUCUCCUCCAAAUACAAGCCUUAAGUUUUUCAGAUUUGCUCAGAUUUCCAUAAAUCCUGGAGAGGUGUGGUUUUGUUGGCUCAGCAGUCUGUGCGGCCGAGCAUUCCCAAAUCUGGAUUAACCACUAUGUGUUAAGAUGGGGAUGUUUGGGACAUGAGUCUGGACCUGGACUGAAGACCUCAUGUGCUCUUGGAUGCCGACGAGAAUGAUGUCAUCAGCUGAGACAAAGAAAUGUUGUUGUGUAGCUUGGCUUGUCACUUGCCUCAUACCACGGGUUAUUUCGCAAGUUGUUGUCAAAAUUCGAAUCAUGCGCAGUCAGAACAUCAUCAGGAGCACGGUCAAUAUUGACACUCUCAGCACAAAACGGCCUUCUUUUGACUUGACUUUUUGUGUGCAGGUUUGUCUCCGAUGACACUCCGCUGAUCACAAUGACAGUCGUCGAUCAAUGAAGACAAGAGUGAAAAUGCAUGGACAUCUUCUGAAAGUGGUUGCUUUUGGGCUCCUUGUGUAUCCAAGAGACGACCCUGCGAUUGAAGAGGAGGAGAACAUCAUCUUUCAAAAGUAUAAUGAGCCCAUAUUCGAGGAGGUGGAGACCCGGGACCCAAGACUCGUGAGUGAGGAAACUAGCAUGCAAGUCUCACUACAAGAUGUACCUGGCACAAGUGAAGACAAAUGUAUGUCCGACGUUGACGUACAUUGUCAGCCUGCAGAAUCAGACCAGCGUUUUAGGAGAAAAAUCAUCUCCAAAGCAGAAAAAACACCUCAGUCCCACACCGCAGAAGAGGAAGGUUCAACGAUGGCCGUCGCCGACCGGGAAAGGGAUUAUCUCUGGUGCAUAUGGAAUAUAUUCUCGUUCAUUUCGGUGAUCCGCUUCAUCGGGAAAUAUCUUCGGAAUGAAUCUGCUAAUGCUAAGAUCUUCUGCGCCGCUGAAGUGCCACUUCCCGACAGUUUCACGCUGCGAGAACUCAACAGGAAAUGUCUUCAGGUUUCAUCCCGAAAGAAAUGCAGGGAGGAGGAAUUCUUGGAAGGUUUAAUGGAGGACCUGCUGGAAUCCAUGAGGGCUACCAGUGUUGGAAAUGGCGGUAUGGUCAUUGGGGACUUUCAGAUGAUAGAUGGACGGAAUUUUAUUAUCCCAGCUCAUCCUUACACUUUUGAGUAUCUGCUCUGCAACAAGCAGGCAACUGACCUGCUGCCAGACCUGCACAUCCGGGGUCGGAUAAAACUGGUGGAAAAUAAAUUCCAAAGUGACUUCCCCUGCCGUUCUCCCGAUGCAAAUGACAUGGUUUGCUUAUUGCAUGGUGAGAUUGAGGAAGCCAAGACAAAAGCCAAAUAUUGUGCAAAAAACAGCCCGUUUUUAUCAAAGUCACGGCUGAGGAGAUGGAUCCAGAGCACCGUGAGGGAUGCUUGGUCAAGGAUUUCUCAUAAAUACAGAUUUGAACUAAUCACCUGCUACAGCAAUGCAACCGGUACCCUUGAAGUUCGAUUUCAAUCAGGAAAGAAGAUUCGAUUCAAUAUAAGACCUGUUUUUAAACUCGACACGGAUUCCUACUUCUACAGCAGCCCAUCUUCUAGCACCCUGGAUGAAAUCUGGACAUUGUCACUGAACAUCUAUGAGGAUCGACUCUUAGUACGCAUGUCUAAACAGCUCCCUGAAAACUCAUGCCACAUUCAGACUUUAGAAAUCGUUUAUUUCCUUCACAGCAGACAGGCGGCGCUGUCGGGAAGCGGCGCUUUAACGGCUUGGCAUUGCAAAAUUGCACUAAUGCAUGUGCUUUUUGUCAUCGAGCCAUCACGGUGGAGACCACAGUUUGUGGCCUACAGGCUGCGUGACUUACUGGUCUUCAUAGCGAGAAGCCUGCGGGAAAAGCUUCUUUACCAUAUUCUUAUUGGAAACACUUUGGCUCAAAAGACCCUCACGCUCCCUGAGGAGUUGACGCGUGCUAAACCGGUAAACCUCUUCCAUCCCCUUGUGGUGCACGAGUGCAUCUACAGGAAUACGCUUACUUUUUUCCAGGAGAUGCUAAGAAACGCAAACGUUCAAAUACUUGAUUAUGUAGGCAACUUUCAUGCAAAUACAAUUUCUUCCAGAUGAAGAAUUUGUCAACAUUUGCAUUUGAAAAUAAAGGACAUUUUUCAGAAAAUAAACGGAAAAAAUUGGGAGGAAAAUUAAACUUUUAUUAUUUUAUUAUUUUAUUAUUUUUAUAUAUUAUUAUUAUAAAGUACAAAUCACUGAAUACAGGGCGGAAACAACUGACUCCCCUGGCUACUGUCAGUCAAAAUCAAUGACCACUCCUCCACCAUGGACCCUCGAUGUAUUUCAGUAUUUAAGUUCAAGUUUAGGGGCGGCACGGCGGUCGAGUGGUUAGUGCGCAGAGCUGGGAGAUCAGGGUUCAAUUCCACCCUCGGCCAUUUUUUCUCCGGUACUCCGGUUUCCUCCCACAUUCCAAAAACAUGCUAGGUUAAUUGGCCACUCCAAAUUGUCCAUAGGUAUGAAUGUGAGUGUGAAUGGUUGUUUGUCUAUAUGUGCCCUGUGAUUGGCUGGCGACCAGUCCAGGGUGUACCCCGCCUCUCGCCCGAAGACAGCUAGGAUAGGCUCCAGCACCCCCCGCGACCCUCGUGAGGAAAAGCGGUAGAAAAUGAAUGAAUGAAUGAAUGAAAGUUCAAGUUUAGGGGCGGCACGGCGGGGGAGUGGUUAAUGCGCAGAGCUAGGAGACCAGGGUUCAAUUCCACCCUCGGCCAUCUCUGUGUGGAGUUUGCAUGUUGCAUGUUCUCAUGGGUUUUCUCCGGUACUCCGGUUUCCUCCCACAUUCCAAAAACAUGCUAGGUUAAUUGGCCACGGGUAUGAAUGUGAGUGUGAAUGGUUGUUUGGUCUAUAUGUGAUUGGCAUGAAUGAAGUUCAAGUUUAUUCAAUUUAAAUGGGGAGUUCAGCUUCCCCUGUAGCCAAUGAGCAACGGCCACUGAUUGACAGCUAUGACUACCAAUUAAACGCUGCACACCACGGAUGACAUGGAGUCACUUUAUUUAUAAAAGCACACAGACCUUCAAUAGCUUGUCUCCCAGUGACUUAGGAAGUCUCGAUGCCCAGCUAAAUCCUCUGAGCCGGAGGUUCCCCAAAUGGAGGAUCCGGGCUGUAGCUCAAACUCCGGGUUUGCGGCCUCCCCUCCGAAGUUGACCCUCCACGAGGGGCUUGAGACCACAUUCUCAGAAGCUGUUGGACAGAUCAUUUUAAUGAAGUUACUUGCUGUUACAUGUAAAAUGGCUUUUGAAGUGUUGGUUAUUGCUUGCAUAAAAUCCAAAUAUUAGAUGGAGGCCAAGUGUACCUUUUGUUUGUGGCAAGCAGGAGGAUUCACAGCAGGCACACACAGCAUCACUGCCAUAUAACUCCUUCCACCUGAAGCGAAGACAACAAUUACUCACUGAUCAAAAGCGGUGAUGCAAUAGUGUAUUUACUUUUUAGACGCUUGAUCAUAAUUGCACGCCUUUGAACUCUGGGUUGGUGUAGGAUCGCCCAUCGAUAACUCACAGUGCAGGUAGAGUUGCUGAAACUUUAAAAAAAAAAAAAUGGCCAGUGCAGCAAAUAUGCUAUUUGUUUACAGUUUGGAGGCAUGUGUGUUCAACUGAGUGUUACCGGUGAUGAAGUAUCAACCAUGUCCUUGAAAAUGAAGGCGCUCACACAGAACCUUUGGACAUUUUUGAGGCCCUUAAGAAACAUCGAGUGUCGUGUCAUCAUGCCGUCGUACAUACACCUGCAAUGAAAGAACGAUAGAACUGUGAGGUUGAAAUGCGACAUCAAGCUCGAAAAAAAAAUGAGUUGAACAAUUUACCCUUGGUUGUCGAUGACCGUGUAUUUAGGUUCUGAAGUCGGAUCUUGGGAAACCGUCAUGAAACACUUGUUGAUGUAAAGCCUCUGGUGUGUUGCCGUGUUGCCAGAUAGCUUUACCUCAAAGUACAUUGGCUGUCCCAGGAUAAACGAUUUGUCACCAACAAUUUCAUUCCCAGAUGCUGAAAAGACAAAAUACUUGCCAAAAACCCAAAAUUAUUCAAAAUUCCACUUUUUAAGGUGCGACGGUGAUCGGUCUUUUGCUGUACUGUAAUGACCAUAUACAAGAUUAGCCACAGCAAGAUAAAGUACAUGUGUGUGAAUGAGACGGACCCAAGUGGAAGAGUGAGGUUACAGGGAGAAUUUUAACUACCUGGGGUCAACAGUCCAGAACAAUAGAAAUUGUGAAAAGGAGGUGAAGAAGCAUGUGCAGGAAGGAUGGAACGGGUGGAGAAAAGUGUCAGAGAAAGAGAAGAGUUUCAGCUAAAAUGAAAGGAAAGGUAUACAAAACUAUGGUGAG
Doryrhamphus excisus (bluestripe pipefish) is the source of this 4534-nucleotide messenger RNA. Lineage: Eukaryota; Metazoa; Chordata; Actinopteri; Syngnathiformes; Syngnathidae. The record is from RefSeq and is a predicted model, not a curated record.